AUGGCGGUCCGGUGCGUGGGGCUGGCGCGGCGCGCUCUCCCGGCCCUGGCGCGGCCUCUCAGGUCUGCCCCUCGGCCACUGUGCACUGCCGCCAAGCAAAAGAAUGGCCAGAAUUUGGACGAGGACUCGGGGCCAAGUGGACAGAAGGCUGACCCCCCCUCCCCAGAGAAGGCACUCUUGGAAGAGAAGGUGAAACUGGAGGGACAGCUGAAGGAGACCAUGGAAAAAUACAAGCGUGCUUUGGCAGACACUGAGAACUUGCGGCAAAGAAGUCAGAAAUUAGUGGAAGAGGCAAAAUUAUAUGGCAUCCAGGGCUUCUGCAAGGACUUGCUGGAGGUCGCAGACAUCCUGGAGAAGGCCACGCAGAGCGUUCCUCAAGACCAGGUCCGCGAGGACAACCCCCACCUCAAGAGCCUGUACGAGGGCCUGGUCAUGACGGAGGUCCAGAUCCAGAAGGUCUUCACCAAGCACGGCCUGCUCAGGCUGGACCCUGUCGGGGCCAAGUUCGACCCCUACGAACACGAGGCCCUGUUCCAUGCUCCGGUGGAGGGCAAGGAGCCGGGCACGGUGGCGCUGGUCAGCAAGGUGGGCUACAAGCUGCAUGGCCGCACGCUGCGGCCCGCUCUGGUCGGCGUGGUCAAGGAGGCAUAGGUGCCGGGUGAGGCUACCUGGUGCAGUCACUGCGGGGACUGGCCUGCCUGCCAUCUCUGCUCCCACUGCUCGGGACUCCCGGCCUGCCUGGGGUCCACAAGCAGCCGGCAGCCACAGAGGCACACGUUGUUGCCCAAUGGUGUUGACUGCCAGGUCUGCCCCUGGGUUUUCAGUUUUUUAUUCCUAGAUCCCUGUUCUUGGGGGACCCGGGGGACAUUGCAGGGCCGAUAGGGUGUCAUGGAUCACACGGUCUGCUCAAGCUGGUGUCACGAGGCUUUUAAACCAAUAAAGCAUCUUUAGGACCUGG
Echinops telfairi (small Madagascar hedgehog) is the source of this 958-nucleotide messenger RNA. It is a transcript of the gene GRPEL1, whose product is annotated as GrpE like 1, mitochondrial. Bases 1 to 651 code for a protein of 216 amino acids. The transcript is spliced from 4 exons. Gene Ontology annotation, cellular component: PAM complex, Tim23 associated import motor. Gene Ontology annotation, molecular function: protein homodimerization activity; protein-folding chaperone binding; adenyl-nucleotide exchange factor activity. Lineage: Eukaryota; Metazoa; Chordata; Mammalia; Afrosoricida; Tenrecidae. The record is from RefSeq and is a predicted model, not a curated record. Gene Ontology annotation, biological process: protein import into mitochondrial matrix; protein folding.